Molecule: messenger RNA, 1859 nt
Organism: Anastrepha ludens (Mexican fruit fly)
Lineage: Eukaryota; Metazoa; Arthropoda; Insecta; Diptera; Tephritidae
Product: mitochondrial tRNA-specific 2-thiouridylase 1
Exons: 5
Coding region: 132-1379 (415 amino acids)
Biological process (GO): tRNA wobble position uridine thiolation
Cellular component (GO): mitochondrion
Molecular function (GO): sulfurtransferase activity
Source: RefSeq, a predicted model, not a curated record
UUGUUGUUGCCUUGUUUGUUUACAUUCUCGUUGAAACUUUAACAUUAAAAUCACCAAAUUGCCAAACCAAAAUACAUGUAAAUGUUGCUGUUACUCUACCGAAGUCACCGUCCAUGAAUUCGCCUUGAUAUAUGCAGUACCGCCCAAUAGUAAACAAACAACAGCUGUUAUGUGGAAAUGUUACAGGAGCAGCAGUUAUUAGGAUGUUCCGUAAUAUUGUGAUUGGCAUAUCCGGCGGUGUAGAUAGCGCCAUUUCGGCGCUUAUACUCAAACAAAAAGGCUACCAUGUUGUCGGUGUAUUCAUGAAAAACUGGGACGAAUUUGACGAAACGGGUGCUUGCAGCGGUGAGCAAGAUUAUCGUGAUGCGGAAUAUACGUGCCAAAAACUUAACAUUGAAUUGCGUGUAGUGAACUACGUGAAGGACUAUUGGAAUUCGGUGUUCAGCGGUUUCCUGGAUGAUUAUCAAAAUGGACUCACACCAAAUCCGGACAUACUUUGUAAUAAAUACAUCAAAUUUGAUUUAUUCUAUAAAUAUGCCAGAGAACAAUUAAAAUGUGAUGCAAUCGCCACGGGACAUUAUGCGAAAACCAGUUUUGGAAACUUUUUAGAGCAUUAUAAUGCUAAUGGUGAUGUACACCUACUGCUACCACGCGAUACGUUUAAGGAUCAAACCUUUUUCCUCUCCGGUAUACAACGUCAUGCGCUCAGUCGCACCAUGUUUCCGUUGGGUGAUUCAAUGAAAAACGAUGUUAAAGCUUUAGCGUGUAAAUUUGGCCUAGAACGUUUGGCACACAAAAAGGAAAGUACAGGCAUUUGUUUUAUAGGUAAUCGUGAUUUUAAACAGUUCAUAAAGCAGUAUAUUCACCCGCAUCCUGGUCAUUUUGUCGAUAUUGACACCGGUCAAAUCGUGGGCACACACAAUGGCAUACAUGAAUGGACAAUUGGACAACGUUGCCGGCUUGCCUCCUUCCUACGUCCAUACUUUGUAGCACGAAAAGAAGUCACCAGCAAUACCAUAUAUGUGGCUUCCGGCCAUGAGCACCCAGAACUAUUUAGUGAUGUUAUUUAUGCGGACACACCGAACUGGCUGUGCAAUGAUCCUCUUACUGGUAUUGGCGAUGAUAGCGUAUCACGGGAACUGCGGUGCCGCUUUCGUUUCCAGCACACAAAACCAUUGGUUGGCUGUGCGGUUAGAAAAUGUCUCAAAGACACUUCAUGUGUCACAGUCACUCUAGAUAAGUCAUUACGGGCGCUUACACCAGGACAGUAUGCGGUGUUUUAUAGUGAAACUUCAUGCUUGGGUUCGGCGCGUAUCAUCAAUGCCAGUAGAAAAGUUGACGAAGUCCAAGAUAAGGCUGAGUACUUGAAACAAAGCUAGCGGUUAGUUUUAACGCAGCUAUAGUAUGAUGUGUUCAAGGCUUUUUAUAAAUUUGUUACAUAUAAAUGAAAUUAUAUGCCUACAAAUAUAAACCUUCACAAAAUUAUUUAUCCUCGGAGAGUUAAAAAGUAAUUUAUAAAACAUCGUUAGGUUUGUCUGUAUUAUAUCUUAAGCUUUUUAGUGUUUUAUUUUGCUAUCAUCUUAACGCAUGUUUUGUAAAUGCGAUAUGUAAAUCAUAUAAAUUUGCAUUAAAAUAAAUACUCAUUACAUUUCGUUUGGUUCAAUACGCAAUUUUUGUUCUGUUAGUCUCUCGAAUUUCUCAACAGUAACUGCAAAAUCAAUCAUAAAGAGUUUUCGUUGCGGUAUUGCUUACAAGUAUUAAAAUACAUCUAAAACUAACAAUCUUAUCAGGUCAUAAGGGUUAAAUAACGCUUACAUCUCUUACAAAUAAAACAUCUCAAUAAAUUCUAAUUUACGUCA